Molecule: messenger RNA, 2322 nt
Organism: Plasmodium berghei ANKA
Lineage: Eukaryota; Apicomplexa; Aconoidasida; Haemosporida; Plasmodiidae
Product: DNA (cytosine-5)-methyltransferase, putative
Exons: 1
Coding region: 1-2322 (773 amino acids)
Molecular function (GO): methyltransferase activity
Source: RefSeq, a predicted model, not a curated record
AUGGAGAUUGUUCGAGCUUUAGAACUAUAUAGUGGGAUAGGAGGUUUUCACUAUAGUGUUUUGCAAACCCUAAUAAAUUAUAUUCAUUCUUCAUAUUCAGAUAUAAGAAACACAAGCAAUGGUAUUAUAUCAAAUAGCAGUGGAGCCAUCUUUCCUCUGGAUAUCUCAAAAAAAAUAAAAAAUGUUGUUCGCUUUAUUUCAAUAGAUCUAAACCCCAUUGCAAAUGAAACAUAUUACCAUAAUUUUAAAGAAAAUACAAUUUAUUUAACCAACAAAAAAGACAUAAAUAAAUUUUUUAAAAAUGUAUAUAACUCUUUAAACAAUCAGACUUCUUCAAAUAUACUAAAAUCAGAAACAAAAAAAUAUAAAGAAAAAAAAAACAGUCAAAAUAAAAACACUAAUCAUAGUAAUAACCAUAUCGAAAACAAUAUUAAAAAUAACGAUAACUGUAACAAUAAAUUUGGAGAUUCUAAUUUUAUAUCUGAUUUGAACGAUAAGGAUUAUAUUCUCCAAACUGAUAUAAAUAACUUAACUCCUGAAUUUUUUGAUCAUUUUAAGUUUUACAUUUUAUUAAUAUCAAAUCCUUGUCAACCAUAUACAAGGUUAAACAAAAAUUUUAAAGAAAUAAAUUUAAAUCAAUUAUAUAAUGAAAAUAAUUAUAUAAAUAAAGAAUUUCCAAAGGAAAACCCCAAUGAUGGGUUCCUUUUUAAUCAAAAUGAAUUUCUUAAUAAUGAUUCGGAGGAAAAUUCACAAAAAUGCCCUUAUGAUAAUUUAAAUGAAUGUCAUCAUUUUAAUAACAAACCAAUCAAUAAACACAAUGACAAUAUAAGUAACAUCCAUGAUUACAAUAGUAUUUGGAAUAAUGAAAAGGACCAAUUUGAAAGGUGCAAUAUUAAUAAACAAUCCGAUAUAAAAACAGAAAAAAAUAGUGAAGGCGAAGAAAUCGAUCAAAAUUAUAUUCUAAAUAAUUUGAAGAUUGAUGAUAAAAUAAACCCUUUCGAUAUUGAAAAAGACAAGAGAGUAUAUAGUUUUUUUCAUGUAUGUAAUUUGCUAAAAAAUAUGAAUGUUAAUAAUUUACCUAAAUAUAUAUUUAUUGAAAAUGUUAAAAAUUUUGAAUCGUCAUUUUCUUUUUUAUAUUUUAUAAAUUCUAUUAAAAACAAUUAUAAUUUUCAAACAUAUCUUCUAUCUCCGUUGCAAUUUGGAAUACCAAAUGAGCGCCUUCGUUUUUAUUGUAUAUGCAAAAGAAAAAGUAACGACAAUGAUAAUAGCGAUUUCGAAAGUAAAAAAAAUGAACAAAAUAGCUUCCUAUCAUAUACAAAUUCACUAAAACCUCGGAAUUUUUUAUCAUUAAAAAAAAAAAACGAAAAUACCUUUCCCAGGUUUUACACACCAACUUUAGCUACUUUUCUUGAUCAUAAUAAAAAAUAUUUUGUAGCAUCCCCAAAAUUAAAUAAGGUAAAUAUUUUGAAUGAAAAAUUGCAAGAAUUUGAAGUUACUAAGAGCAUACUUCAAAAACAAUCAGCUUAUUGUUUUGAUAUUAUUGAUGUAAAUAAAAACGAAAAUAUUUGUUGUUUUGAAGCAAAUAAUUAUUAUAAUGAAAAAAAUAACUAUAUAAAUAAUUCUUGUAAUAAAAAUAACAAUUUAAAGGUGGUAAAUAAUUUCAAGCAAUUACAUGCUACCUGUUUUACAUCCAAUUACGCACGAUUCAUAAACGGUUCGGGCUCGAUCUUAUAUUUCAAUAAUAAAGAUGAGCAAAAUAAUAGCGAGCAAAAUACACCAACACCCUUACAGAAUUAUUAUGACCAGUUAAGAAAAAUUGACAUUCCAACUAGCCAAAAUACCAACCUUGCUGUUCAUAAUAAAAAUAAUUAUGAUAUCAAAGAAAAUGAAAUAAAAAAAUAUGAAAAUCAUGUUAGGUAUUUUACACCAACAGAAAUAUGUAGAUUGAUGGGUUAUAAAAUGCAUACAAAUAAAUUAAUUGAUUUUAAUCAAAUUGAUAAAAAUAUUUAUGGGAACAUAUACUGGAAUAUUGAUCAUAUUAAUCAUGUGUGUGCAUAUACAGACAAUAUCCAUUAUUGUGAUAUAAUGGGUACUAAUACAUGCAUAUUAAAUUCAAAUAACAAUAUUGCCCCUAUAAAUAAUAGGAGGGAUAGUAAACAAAAUUAUAUUCAAAAUAAUUCAUGUUUGUGUCAUGAAUUUCAAUUUCAUGAAUUUUUAACAAAUAAGCAAAAGUAUAAAUUAAUAGGAAAUUCUGUCAAUGUCACCGUUAUAUCCCUAAUUUUUCAAACCUACAAUGUUUUUAAAGACAUUUUGAAUAUUUAA